CCCAAACUCACCGCUCCUCUGAAAAACUGAAAACGCGACUGCCCGAAAGCUUCCCUUAUCCGAAAACUCACCGCAUCCAUCCUUUCCCUUCCUUUCAAUCACAGAAUUUGGUCCCUGGAAAGAAAACCUUCGCUCCGAAAAUGUUGCCCGCUGCAAUUCAAUCCGUCGCCAAUGGCGCUUCCCCAUUCUCCUGUUCCCUCCUUCCUCAGACUCCCACAACGACUGCAUUCAAAUCCACGACCCUAGCCCUCCCAAAACCUUCUCCAAAACGACAUUUGUCCUCCGCUCUCCAUCGAAAGCGGUUCUCCGCAUUCGCUGCGCCCGAAGCGGUGGCAGCUCCGCCAGAAGAGGACGAGAAGGAAGUAGCAGUUGCGCAAUCGUUUGACGAAAUAAAUGAGGUGGUGGUGAACCAAGCGACGAAGCCUCGAUUGGUGCUGAAGUUCAUAUGGAUGGAGAAGAACAUUGGGUUGGGGCUGGAUCAAGUCAUUCCUGGACAUGGCACGGUUCCACUGAGCCCUUACUUCUUCUGGCCUAGGAAAGAUGCUUGGGAAGAGCUGAAGACGACUUUGGAAAGCAAGCCCUGGAUUUCCCAGAAGAAGAUGAUUAUACUUCUCAACCAGGCUACGGAUAUCAUCAACUUGUGGCAACAGAGUGGUGGCAAUCUCACUGCUUGACAUUCCAGACCUCCUCCUCCUCCUGGUUAGUAGCCAAAAUCUGUGGGGGUGGACUUUUGUAAUUCGUUAUUGUUGUCUGUAGAUUGUAAUAGAGAUUGGUUUAGUAAUGCCAGUGGUGGCCUGGUUGCUCUUUGCACUUUUGUUUGGGGUCUGAAAGCUGUUCCAGUUUCCUGUGUAACUGAUGCAAUGUCCUGAUGGCUGAACUGCCAUGGUUUUGGUAAUUGUGAAGUGUUCAGUCAGGAUGCAUUCAUUGUUGCAAGAAACCCGACUUGUGAACAGGUUACGAACAAGAGUGCAGGAUUGAUUGAGCUAUAGCCAUUGAAGUAGUUGCUGCAGAUUUUUCACCAACCAGACAAAUGCUUGUAGAGGCAACUAUCCCAUACAAACGGUAUAUGUGAAUAAGAAUAACUGCAUACAGCAAGCGACAGGGUUUUUCCAUGCUGGAUUUAAAGACCUGAUGUGGUCUUCAGAACAUUUCCCCUUGCAGCAAGGCGAUCUAGUUAUGGCGAAGGGGUUUCAUAGUUUCUUCAAAGGUUAGGUAUCCUUACAUACGAAGUACAUAUGCGACACUGUAAACCAGUUAUGAAACUGACGGGGUUAGCACUUAGCAGUUCAAGGUGUAGCUAGAAGAACGUUAUGAUACCG
Linum tenue is the source of this 1319-nucleotide messenger RNA. The record is from the annotation of a GenBank genome assembly. NCBI's taxonomy places the organism in Eukaryota, Viridiplantae, Streptophyta, Magnoliopsida, Malpighiales, Linaceae.